Mangifera indica (mango) is the source of this 1194-nucleotide messenger RNA. Its product is annotated as pyrroline-5-carboxylate reductase. Gene Ontology annotation, biological process: L-proline biosynthetic process. NCBI's taxonomy places the organism in Eukaryota, Viridiplantae, Streptophyta, Magnoliopsida, Sapindales, Anacardiaceae. The transcript is spliced from 7 exons. The record is from RefSeq and is a predicted model, not a curated record. Bases 186 to 1010 code for a protein of 274 amino acids. Gene Ontology annotation, molecular function: pyrroline-5-carboxylate reductase activity.
AAGCUUUACUUGUGAUACUUCCAAACAAACCCUUACCCGGUACCCCCCUGAACCCUUAAAUUGCAAAACUCCAUCCAUAUAAAGUCCACAUCUUCUCCUUUCACAAGCUUUUCUAUCCUUCACAUCGUGACUCGAUAAAACGUAUUUUUUGUUUUCUUUAGCCUGUCAGUCAACAUCCCAAACACAUGGAUGCCAUUCCAAUCUGCCCUGAAUCCUACAAACUAGGCUUUAUCGGAGCUGGUAAAAUGGCUGAGAGUAUUGCCACAGGAGUGGUAAAAUCUGGUGUGCUGCCUCCCCAACGUAUCUGCACUGCCGUUCAUACAAAUCCCAAUCGCCGAAUUGCUUUUGAAUCGUUUGGUGUCGCCGUACACUCUAACAAUAGUGCCGUGGUUGAAGCCAGCGACGUGGUGGUUUUCUCGGUGAAACCGCAAGUAGUUCAAGAUGUAGUGUUGCAAUUGAAGCCGAUGCUUUCUCAGAAGAAGCUUUUGGUUUCAGUUGUUGCGGGAGUAAAAUUGAAGGACCUACAGGAAUGGGCGGGUCACAGCCGGUUUAUUAGGGUGGUGCCCAACACACCUUCAGCUGUUGGUGAGGCAGCAACAGUUAUGACCUUGGGAGGAGCUGCUACAGAAGAUGAUGGGGACCUAAUUUAUAAACUGUUUCAAUCAGUUGGCAAGAUUUGGCGGGCUGAUGAGAAAUUGUUUGAUGCAAUCACUGCUGUGAGUGGCAGCGGUCCAGCAUAUAUUUUCUUGGCAAUUGAAGCUCUAGCUGAUGGUGGAGUGGCUGCAGGUCUACCACGAGAACUUGCGCUAGGUCUAGCGUCACAAACUGUAUUGGGAGCAGCAUCAAUGGUGGUUAAAUCUGGGAAACAUCCAGGUCAGCUUAAAGAUGAUGUUGCUUCACCUGGUGGGACUACUAUUGCUGGUGUUCAUGAAUUGGAGAAAGGUGGGUUCCGUGGGAUUUUAAUGAAUGCUGUUGUUGCUGCUGCUAAGCGGAGCCGAGAGCUGUCCUAGAGCUGCCUGAAUUCAUGGUGAUUUUAUCUCUUUAUUCAUAGUUCAAAAUUUUGACAAUUUUCUUAAGUUUUUUUCGUAUAACUCUCAGAGAGAAUAAAUUAAGAUACUCCAUGGAUUUCUGUAAUCCGAAAUGAAAGGGCUUUUUAAGGUAUUAAAAAAUAGAUUAUUUUGUUUUUUUGGUCUA